Messenger RNA from Salvelinus namaycush (lake trout), 1111 nucleotides. Its product is annotated as extensin-3-like. NCBI's taxonomy places the organism in Eukaryota, Metazoa, Chordata, Actinopteri, Salmoniformes, Salmonidae. The transcript is spliced from 3 exons. The annotation marks the transcript as partial. The record is from RefSeq and is a predicted model, not a curated record.
UGUGGUGCAGAGACAGAACGAUCAAUCUACCACCAUCUACCACCAUCUACCACCACCUACCACCGUCUACCACCUUCUACCACCGUCUACCACCAUCUACCACCAUCUACCACCGUCUACCACCUUCUACCACCACCUACCACCGUCUACCACCGUCUACCACCGUCUACCACCAUCUACCACCUCUAUCACAAUCUACCACCACCUACCACCGUCUACCACCUUCUACCACCAUCUACCACCUUCUACCACCGUCUACCACCGUCUACCACCGUCUACCACCGUCUACCACCGUCUACCACCUUCUACCACCUUCUACCACCAUCUACCACCGUCUACCACCGUCUACCACCGUCUACCACCUUCUACCACCGUCUACCACCGUCUACCACCUUCUACCACCAUCUACCACCAUCUACCACCGUCUACCACCGUCUACCACCGUCUACCACCAUCUACCACCGUCUACCACCGUCUACCACCACCUACCACCGUCUACCACCAUCUACCACCACCUACCACCGUCUACCACCUUCUAACACAGUCUAUCACAAUCUACCACCACCUACCACCGUCUACCACCUUCUACCACCAUCUACCACCAUCUACCACCGUCUACCACCUUCUACCACCUUCUACCACCAUCUACCACUAUCUACCACCAUCUUCCACCAUCUACCACCAUCUUCCACCAUCUACCACCAUCUACCACCAUCUACCACCUUCUACCACCAUCUACAACUAUCUACCACCAUCUUCCACCAUCUACCACCAUCUACCACCAUCUUCCACCGUCUACCACCGUCUACCACCGUCUACCACCGUCUACCACCAUCUACCACCGUCUACCACCGUCUACCACCGUCUACCACCGUCUACCACCAUCUACCACCAUCUACCACCUUCUACCACCAUCUACCAAUAUCUACCACCAUCUUCCACCAUCUACCAUUAUCUACCACCAUCUUCCACCGUCUACCACCAUCUACCACCUUCUACCACCUUCUACCACCAUCUACCACCUUCUACCACCAUCUACCACUAUCUACCACCGUCUACCACCAUCUACCACCUUCUACCACCUUCUACCACUAUCUUCCACCCACAGUGA